Molecule: messenger RNA, 2056 nt
Organism: Daucus carota subsp. sativus
Lineage: Eukaryota; Viridiplantae; Streptophyta; Magnoliopsida; Apiales; Apiaceae
Product: monodehydroascorbate reductase, chloroplastic/mitochondrial
Exons: 17
Coding region: 294-1775 (493 amino acids)
Cellular component (GO): cytoplasm
Molecular function (GO): flavin adenine dinucleotide binding; oxidoreductase activity, acting on NAD(P)H
Source: RefSeq, a predicted model, not a curated record
GAUCGAUUUAAUCGAUUUGGUCGGGUUACGGGCACAGCUCCUUCCUAUGUUUGGAAUCGUGUCACUGGAAGUGCAGUGGGCGAUGAUCAGUGCCAAAAUCGCAGCGGAAUGUGAGGACAUCGCUGCCAGCAGCGCACUGUAAACACCCACCCCUUACUUAGCCUCAAAAAGUGGACUAUACUAUACUAUUCAUCAAACCUUUACAUUGACCCCUCACCACCUGCAAAAGCCACCCGAUUAUCAUUCAUCCCUUAAUAAUUUAAUAAUUCAUUAUAAUACUAUUCGUCUUCGUAAUGUUAUCAGUUACUAAAAUCAUGGCGAAUUCUUUGUCAAUAAAGCACGGCCUUUCACUCUGGUGCCCUCAAUCUGUUUCUGCCAAUCGUGUUUCUCGCCCCAAUUGUUUCGCCCCUUUGCCAACCACUCGGAGAAGCUAUGUUGUAGCUUCGGCCUCUUUUGCCAAUGAGAAUCGCGAAUUUGUCAUUGUUGGAGGUGGAAAUGCGGCUGGAUACGCCGCCAGGUCUUUCGUGGAGCAUGGAAUGGCUAAUGGGAAACUCUGUAUUGUUUCUAAAGAAGCAGUUGCACCCUAUGAAAGACCGGCAUUGACAAAAGCUUAUCUCUUUCCUCAUGACAAAAAGCCAGCACGUUUACCUGGUUUUCAUACUUGUGUUGGUGGAGGCGGGGAACGACAGACUCCUGAUUGGUAUAAAGACCAAGGCAUAGAGAUGUUGUAUCAAGAUCCGGUGACAGGUAUCGAUAUUGAAAAGCAAACUUUGACGACAAACUCUGGAAAAAUUCUGAAGUACGGCUCCCUGAUAAUUAGUACUGGAUGUACAGCCUCAAGAUUCCCAGAGAAGAUUGGAGGAAAUUUGGCUGGGGUUCACUAUAUCCGUGAUGUUUCUGAUGCCGAUUCCCUGAUUUCUUCACUGGAAAAGUCACAAAAGGUGGUUGUAGUUGGUGGUGGUUAUAUUGGUAUGGAAGUUGCAGCUGCUGCCGUGGCCUGGAAACUCGAUACCACAGUUGUAUUUCCAGAAAGUCAUCUUUUGCCAAGGUUAUUUACUCCUUCACUUGCCGGAAGAUAUGAAGAACUCUUUGAGAAAAAUGGCGUCAAAUUUGUCAAGGGUGCUUCCAUAAAAACUUUAGAAGCAGGUAUUGAUGGACAAGUUACUGCUGUUAAGCUUGAAGAUGGUUCUUUGAUAGAAGCAGACACGGUUGUUAUUGGUAUUGGAGCAAAACCUGCUGUCAGUCCCUUUGAAAGCGUUGGCUUAAAUAGCACUGUUGGUGGAAUACAGGUUGAUGGUCAGUUCCGAACAAGUGUACCCGGUAUAUUUGCUAUUGGUGAUGUAGCAGCCUUCCCACUUAAGAUAUAUGACCGCGUUGCCCGGGUUGAACAUGUUGAUCAUGCUCGCCGAUCGGCACAACACUGCAUAAAUUCAUUAUUAAGUGCGCAGACUCACAACUACGACUAUCUUCCAUAUUUUUACUCGAGAGUUUUUGAGUAUGAAGGGAGCUCUAGGAAAGUAUGGUGGCAGUUCUUUGGUGACAACGUUGGAGAGGCUAUUGAGGUUGGAAACUUUAAUCCAAAGAUAGCAACUUUCUGGAUAGACUCUGGUAAACUUAAAGGGGUUCUUCUCGAAAGCGGAAGCCCUGAGGAAUUUCAACUCCUUCCUAAACUGGCGAGAAACCAGCCUAUUGUUGACAAAGCUAAGCUUCAAAAUGCAUCUUCCGUUGAGGAGGCACUAGAGAUUGCUCGUGCUGCCUUACUGGUGGAAGCUUAGUUCCCAUCCACGACUGUGCUUUCUGCACAGGCCAACAGUUAGAUGAUACAGGCGGUACUACAAUAAUGCUUUUUCAUAUAGAUCUAUCUUCAUAUAGUGUCUUUAGAUGAAUAAUCUUUUUUAAAGAAAUAAAUAUUCACAUAUUUUUGCUGAGCAUUUAGUUCUUGUAGCAGCACUCCAGCAUAUAUUUAUUUGAAGAGAGAAUAUAUAAUUUGAGAAGCAUGUACCCCUAGAGUGAUCAAGGUUGUCAAUGAAAUGAAAUAUCUGGUUUGGUGAAUAAA